Messenger RNA from Sinocyclocheilus grahami, 2769 nucleotides. It is a transcript of the gene abcf1, whose product is annotated as ATP-binding cassette, sub-family F (GCN20), member 1. Gene Ontology annotation, molecular function: ATP hydrolysis activity; ATP binding. Lineage: Eukaryota; Metazoa; Chordata; Actinopteri; Cypriniformes; Cyprinidae. The transcript is spliced from 27 exons. Bases 163 to 2769 code for a protein of 868 amino acids. The record is from RefSeq and is a predicted model, not a curated record.
CCGGCGUUUGAGUGUGUGUAGCAGUGCGCGGAUAGGCCGCAUGUGAUGUGAGCUGACUGAGCUCCAGUGUGCUCGUGAGCAUUGUCAACUGUGAGACAUCCCUGAGUCUCAUUUAACAUACCGUAUUUUCACUCCCUGUGACAGAAAAGGUUUAGUAGAAAAAUGCCAAAGAAGUCAAAAGAUGUCGCUGAGUGGGAGGGUGAUGAUGAGCCACAAACAGAAAAAAAUGUCAAAAAAGGAAAGAAGGAUAAGAGGGGGAAGAAGAGUUUUUUUGAGGAGCUGGCAUCAGAUACUAAACCAGAAAAAGUAGAAGAGCCACCAGUGAAAGAGGCACAAGGGAAACAGCCUCAGAAGAAAAAGAAAGACAAGCGGAAAGGGAAACCAGGAGACGAUGAGGAUGAUGAUGAUGAUGCAGAGGUCAUGCAGCGCCUCAAGAAACUGUCAGUGCAGCCCAGUGAUGAAGAUGAAGAUGAAGAAGAGGUAGUUGCUCCAGUCAAAGGAGGAAAGAAAAACAAAGGUGGCAACAUAUUUGCUGCUCUGAGUCAGGGGCAAAGUGAUGACGAUGAAGAGGACGCAGGCGAUGAUGACGAUGUUGAUGAGAAACCCCAAAGCAAGAAGAGCUCAAAGGAAGUUGAGAAGGUAACCAAGGGAAAGAAAAAAGAUAAGGCUAAACCUAAGAUAAUAAAGGAAGCCUCAGAGGAGGAAAAAGAUGAAGAGAUGGAGAAGAAAGAUGAGAAUGAAAAGAAAGGAGGGAAGAAGGGCAUGAAAGCCGCUGCUAAACCAUCUAAGGAGGAAGAUGAAAUUGAAGAGAAAGAACAGGAGAAGUCUCAGAAGAAAGGCAAGAAGGAACAGCCCAAGAAAGGGAAGCCUGCUCGCCCUCCUCCUAGUGAUGAUGAUGAUGAUGAUGAUGAAGAUGAAGAAGAGGAGGAGAAGAGUGAUGAAAAUGACACAAUGAUGAGUGCCGAGGAUGCCCUCGCAGCUGAGCAGGCCAAAGAGAAACAAGAGGACGACCCUUUUGCUAACUUGAGUAAAAAAGAGAAGAAGAAGAAAAAGAAAAAGAUGGAGUACGAGCGGCAGGUGGCUAGUAUUCGAGCUCAGAACGCCAUCGAGGGAGACUUCUCCGUCUCUCAGGCUGAGCUGUCCUCUCGACAGGCCAUGCUGGAAAACGCUUCAGACAUCAAGUUGGAAAGAUUCAGCAUUUCAGCCCAUGGUAAAGAGCUGUUUGUUAACGCAGACCUUCUGAUUGUUGCUGGGAGACGAUACGGUCUGGUUGGUCCAAAUGGGAAAGGGAAGACCACUCUACUAAAGCACAUCGCCAACAGAGCUCUAAGCAUUCCUCCCAAUAUUGAUGUGCUGCUUUGUGAGCAAGAGGUGGUGGCGGAUGACACUCCUGCAGUUCAGGCAGUGCUGAAGGCCGACACGCGCAGACUGAAGCUCCUGGAGGAGGAACGGCAGCUACAGAGUCGGCUGGAGAAAGGAGACGACAGCGUGUCUGAGAGACUCGACAAGGUUUAUGAGGAGUUGAGGGCAAUUGGAGCAGCGGCAGCGGAGGCUAAAGCUCGUAGGAUCUUGGCUGGUCUGUCUUUCACUCCAGAGAUGCAGAACAGACCCACUAAGAAGUUCUCUGGUGGUUGGAGGAUGAGAGUGUCCCUGGCUAGAGCACUGUUCAUGGAGCCCACGCUGCUGAUGUUGGAUGAGCCCACUAACCACUUGGACCUUAACGCUGUCAUCUGGCUUAACAACUACUUACAGAGCUGGAAGAAAACACUUCUAAUUGUGUCCCACGACCAGAGUUUCUUAGAUGACGUCUGUACAGAUAUCAUUCACCUGGACAACCAGAAACUCUACUACUACAGGGGCAACUACCUGACGUUUAAGAAGAUGUACGUACAGAAACAGAAAGAACUCCUGAAGCAGUAUGAGAAACAAGAGAAAAAGCUCAAAGACCUGAAGGCUGGAGGAAAAUCCACCAAACAAGCUGAGAAACAGACGAAAGAGGCCCUGACGAGGAAACAGCAGAAGGGAAAGAAGAGCCACCGUGAGGAGGAGAGCCGUGAGGCCACAGAGCUCCUCAAGAGACCGAGAGAAUAUACCGUCAAAUUCACCUUCCCUGACCCUCCUCCGCUCUCACCGCCAAUUCUCGGCCUGCACAGUGUUGACUUUGGUUAUGAAGGCCAGAAGCCUCUGUUCACAAAUGUGGACUUUGGUAUAGACAUGGAGUCCAGGGUAUGUAUUGUUGGGCCCAAUGGAGUUGGGAAAAGUACACUGCUCCUGCUUUUGACUGGAAAAUUAAAUCCUAUAAAAGGAGAGAUGAGGAAGAACCAUCGAUUGAAAGUAGGUUUCUUCAACCAGCAGUAUGCUGAUCAGCUGAACAUGGAAGAGUCUCCCACAGAGUACCUCCAGAGGAACUUCAACCUCCAAUACCAGGACGCCAGGAAGUGCCUGGGUCGCUUUGGCUUAGAGAGCCACGCACACACCAUCCAGAUCUCCAAACUGUCUGGCGGUCAGAAAGCAAGAGUGGUAUUUGCUGAACUUGCUUGUCGACAACCUGAUGUCCUCAUCUUGGAUGAGCCCACAAAUAACUUGGACAUUGAGUCGAUUGAUGCAUUGUCAGAAGCCAUCAAUGAAUACAAAGGAGCUGUGAUAAUUGUGAGCCACGAUGCCAGGCUCAUCACGGAGACCCAGUGCCAGCUGUGGGUGGUUGAGGACCACUCGAUCAGCCAGAUUGAUGGAGACUUUGACGACUACAAGAGAGAAGUGCACAGUUGA